CCCCAUCCCGAAUUUGCUUUUCGCAGACGCGGCGUGACGGCGCGGCAGGGCGCUUUCGUUGGACGCUGCGCUCGUGCAUUUGGACACUUCUUUGACGGCACGGCCUCUACCGAUCGAGAUGAGGAGGGGCCGGAGAUGCAGCAGCAAAACUGUAAUUUGCUCGAUGGGCUUUGACUGUGCCGACGCUAUACGCUCUGCUACGCGGAGCCGAUGCGCUUCCCAAAGACCCAACAAGCUCCUCAAGAUUAUGAUUUAGAAGGGCACGUAGGCGUGGUCCUCCCGACUAUAGCAGUUCUCCAAAGGCGCAUUUUCCGGUUGAGUCUCUCCUCUGCGAACUCGUCCAUGCCGUCGUCAAUACUCUGCCGAUUUGCAAGGCUCCGCGGACACCGUACCCUAUGCACAUCCUCAAGAUGAUGCUGCUGGAUGUCUCUGGUAUGUGGGAUAGCCAGUCCACGGCUCGUCCCGGCCAUCGGGCUGGUCUGGAACAAACGACUGGCACGCUGGCCGAGGGUCGACACGGCUGUUGUGCACGAAAGACAGUGCCGGCAAAAGCUGCUGCCUCGUACGGGGUCUGCUACAUUUGCAAGCUGUUCCGUCUUCGCUCCGGUGGCAUCCCACCCAACACGCCCUCGACCCCAGUUUUCACCAUGGAGCAGCAAUCCCGCGAAAGUCCAGCGCCAUCUUGUUCCGGCGACGCGCCAAAUUUCUGUUUAAUCAAACUCGACCUGCCCGGGCCUGAACCUGGGCCCUUUCCCUCGCUCGUUCCCCGUGCUGAAGCGGACUUGCGCAGACGACGCCCCGCCCCACCCGGCCGUUUCUACGUUUCUGUCCGUAUCACCAACAUUUUCUGCAGCAAAGGCAUACUGCGGCACGCCACUGUGUCUUACAUCAAGUUUCACUGCGUCAAGGAAUGAAUAUCAAGAUAUGCACGGCACAUAACCGACGUUGGCUACCGUACGUCUGAGAGCCACCGAGCCAGGCCCAGAGGGUCAAUAAGUUUCUUGUGACAUCAGACUAUAGGUACUUCGUAUCCGUCGUACAAAUACGCGACGUCUGCUUCGUCGCU
Molecule: messenger RNA, 1066 nt
Organism: Colletotrichum acutatum
Lineage: Eukaryota; Fungi; Ascomycota; Sordariomycetes; Glomerellales; Glomerellaceae
Exons: 2
Coding region: 396-914 (172 amino acids)
Source: RefSeq, a predicted model, not a curated record